UGGAUGAUCCGCUCUAGAAAGUACUGGAACUCUCACUCUCUGCCCGCUGUUUGCCCUGUUUGCGGACUAUUGCGCGCCUGGGGCAUACAACUCACGACCGUCACCGGAAGGCGGUAACAAAAGUCCCACAAAUCGAUGACUCAGCAGGGACCCGUACGCUGGCUUCGAGAUUGUCUUCUCUAUCUCGGGUCCUUUUCCGUUGGCUCCUAGGCAAUCAUGCUGUUUAGAAUCACCACGGAGGACCAUCGAACCCGCAGUGUAAUUUAAUACCGUUCAAAAGUGCACGCCGAUGCUGACAACCCAGCUUCAUCCCCCGCUUUCUCACCACGUUGCCGAGGAACCCUGUCCGCUUCCCAAUUCAUCUUGCAUUGAUAACCCCACCUAUUUCAACAGUCUUAGUUCCUAGAUAUCAGCUUGGGCCCUUUCCUGAUAAACGGUCGACCUUCCUAAAUCAAUUUAUAUACUGUUGCCAAUUUCAACAUCCACAGUCAUCUUUAUAAUAUAUCCUACAAUCAACAGAUCGCACUGUGAACCUGAUUCAUCAUGGAGACCCUCAAAGCGGUGUUUUUCGGGCCUGAUCCUCAGGCACAGAUGAGGAAAUGCAACGCCCUCAUCCGCGCCAACACUCGCCAAUUGGAUCGCGACAUCGCACAGCUACGGACCCUCGAGAACAAAACACGGCAGUACAUUGUGAAUGCCUCUCGCCGAGCCCAGCGAAACCCAUCACAGUCGAAGCAGGCCACGCAGGAGGCCAAGACCUUUGCUCGGGAAUUAGUUCGGAUUCGGAAACAAUCCACCCGUCUACACACCAGCCGAGCUCAACUCCAAAGCGUCCAGAUGCAGGUCAACGAAGCAUUCUCCGUUCGGAAGAUCCAAGGAAGUCUGAAAAAGUCGACUGGGAUCAUGAAGGAUGUCAACACAUUGGUUCGACUGCCCGAGUUGAACGCUACGAUGCGUCAACUGUCGACCGAGCUGGUGCGGGCUGGGAUCAUUGAAGAGAUGGUAGACGAUGCGAUACCAAACAAUGAGCUUCUGGAGGAGGAAGAGGACGAAGCUGAAGAAGAAGUUGACAAGGUUUUGCAGGAGAUCUUGCAGGGCAAGCUGGCGCAAGCCGACGCGGUCAAACCCGAGGAGCCACUAGAGGAGACUCCCGCGGCCGAGGAGCAGUUCGAGGAGCAAGAAGCCGCGCUCGCACAGAUGCGAGGUCGAUUGGAAGCCCUGAAGAGCUGAGGGACCUUACAGCGUUUGUUGAAAUCUACGCAUGCCCUGUAAUAUGACGUUACGAGCGAACUCGACAUGCCAUCAAAGCGUUAGCUUUUAUUGAUGUUCAAUUGGGAGUUAGGCCGGGUGGAGCACAUGGGAUUUUUUCGAUUCACUUUCAUUUUGUUUAUCUAUUUUAGAGGCAGGUCCUGAGACCAGAGUACAAGUGGCCAUUUCAGCGUUGGGCUUUUUCCAUGUUCUCUCUACUAUAUCCGAUAAAUGGUAAAUAUCAGUAUUCUCGGAGUGGGUCCAGGGCCUUUUAAUUCGUUGGGCAGCAAUAGAUCCCGAUAAAGGAGAAUGAUAGAUGUUUGAAAAAUCGAUCGCUUGAAUGGGCUGUCUAACACAUUAGAAACAACUAGAGUGCAAUACAG
Molecule: messenger RNA, 1631 nt
Organism: Aspergillus alliaceus
Lineage: Eukaryota; Fungi; Ascomycota; Eurotiomycetes; Eurotiales; Aspergillaceae
Product: ESCRT-III subunit protein VPS24
Exons: 2
Coding region: 544-1230 (228 amino acids)
Biological process (GO): protein transport; endosome transport via multivesicular body sorting pathway; late endosome to vacuole transport
Cellular component (GO): ESCRT III complex; multivesicular body
Source: RefSeq, a predicted model, not a curated record